This is a messenger RNA of Caenorhabditis bovis, 564 nucleotides long. NCBI's taxonomy places the organism in Eukaryota, Metazoa, Nematoda, Chromadorea, Rhabditida, Rhabditidae. The record is from the annotation of a GenBank genome assembly.
AUGCUCAGAGUCCUUCUUGUCGCCUUAUUGGUGCCGAUUUAUAUUCAGGCGCAGCAAGUUAAUGUCACAAUAUUUACGGAAUCUCAAUGCCCAUACUGCACGAAGCUGCUCCGAGAGCAAAUUUGGCCAUUUUACGUGAAUCGGCCGGGUAUUAUGAAUUUGCAGAUUAUUCCAUUUGGAAAAGGUGAUUGUACAUACGAUAUCAAUCGCAAUUUUCAUUGCACCUGCAUGCACGGACCAACCGAGUGCGAUUUGAAUCGUCUGCAGAAUUGCGCGAUUUCGUACUUCCCCCGCCGUCAUUUGGGUCUUGCCACGUGCAUUCAAGGUCUCACCACGCUCAGAGAAGCGUUCUCGAAAUGCUUGAGCCGAUUGUCGGCGAAUACCCAAAGGAAGUUGAUCGAAUGCGCGACUACACAGACUGGAGAGCUUCUCAACUACUAUUCAAUGGUUAAUACCCAUCGCGCUGGUGUCAGGAUCUGGCCAACAAUGUACGUCAACGGUGUGUUCUUCGAUCGCAGCUAUCCAGUCGAGACCAAACUCUGCGAGCACACCCAAUGGUGCUAA